Symphalangus syndactylus (siamang) is the source of this 7111-nucleotide messenger RNA. It is a transcript of the gene TAF1, whose product is annotated as TATA-box binding protein associated factor 1. Gene Ontology annotation, biological process: RNA polymerase II preinitiation complex assembly; transcription by RNA polymerase II; DNA-templated transcription initiation. Gene Ontology annotation, cellular component: transcription factor TFIID complex. The record is from RefSeq and is a predicted model, not a curated record. Gene Ontology annotation, molecular function: RNA polymerase II general transcription initiation factor activity; DNA binding; histone acetyltransferase activity. Lineage: Eukaryota; Metazoa; Chordata; Mammalia; Primates; Hylobatidae.
GGCUAAGCAGAGGAAGGAGGUGCAGGGAGGAAAGGAGAGGGUGCUCAGGCAGCGAGAACAGGGCACAGCUAACGCCGGGGUGGAGGAUCCCGUCCUCAUGGGUGCGGGAGCAACGUGGCGUGGGAGUGAUCAGUUCUUGGGGAGGGUGGGCAGAAGAGAGCGAGGCGAGCCCGGGGCCAGGGGCGCAAGGAAUGGUGGCUUUGGAGCUAGCGCUCUGCCGACCAGACAAUAGGACACAUGCUCGUUUCGCCUACUGAGAUGGCUUCCCACCUGCUUGGAGAUUCUUGACACUGCCUGCCCCUCUGACAUCGCUGACCUGAGAUGGCUCUAUAGAGCCAGAGGACUGGACAGGACCUGCCACCCGCUCGUUUGGUUCCGGCCCCAGGCUUAGUACAAUGGGGUGUUCCUAGCACCCGGGCAGGCCUCCUGGUUCCAGUGCGCCUUUUAGGUGGUUCUCCCAGCGUCUUCACUGACUUCCGUGAAAUAGUGUCCUGAGCCCUAGUGAAACUACCCUGCCUUCACUUAAGCCCGUUUUCUUGAGGAGUAAAGCUGUCGGCCGCUGUGGCCCUUCCUGUGCCGCAGGCGCAUGCGAAACAGGGCCCGAAAGAGCCCCGCCUCGCCGCCUCCAAUCCCACUGAUCUCCCUGCCUCGGCCCUGGUUCCGAGAACGACCGUUCCAUUCUUUCAGUCUUUUUUUUUUUUUUUUUUUGAGACGGAGUCUUGCUCUGUCACCCACGCUGGAGUGCAGUGGCGCGAUCUCGGCUCACUGCAAGCUCCGCCUCCCGGGUUCACGCCGUUCUCCUGCCUCAGCCUCUCCGAGUAGCUGGGACUACAGGCGCCCGCCACCACGCCCGGCUAAUUUUUUUUUGUAUUUUUAGUAGAGACGGGGUUUCACUGUGGUCUCGAUCUCCUGACCUUGUGAUCCGCCCGCCUGGGCCUCCCAAAGUGCUGGGAUUACAAGCGUGAGCCACCGCGCCCGGCCUCGUUCAGUCUUAGCAGUAGUUAUUUGAUUGGUUUUCUCUUGUAGUAUUAUACUUUAAAGUGUGGGCGACGCAGUCGGCUGUGGUGCUUUAAUAAAGAUCUGAUCGAUGCGGAGUUUGGUAGAUGUAUAUUACAGUUCUUGAACGUGUUGCUUGUUUUGGCACACUGCACAGUCAUUUUUCAUGUGGAUUUGUGACUUUGUCGUGGACCAGGGAAAUAAGCCCUGUGGUGUGGGAGUGGUAGGUUUAGUUGUUAUCUUCGACUCUGGUGCUGUCCCUUUUUCAGGAAUGUAAGAAGCACUUGGCAGGCUUGGGGGCUUUGGGGCUGGGCAGCCUGAUCACUGAACUCACGGCAAAUGAAGAAUUGACCGGGACUGACGGUGCCUUGGUAAAUGAUGAAGGGUGGGUUAGGAGUACAGAAGAUGCUGUGGACUAUUCAGACAUCAACGAGGUGGCAGAAGAUGAAAGCCGAAGAUACCAGCAGACGAUGGGGAGCUUGCAGCCCCUUUGCCACUCAGAUUAUGAUGAAGAUGACUAUGAUGCUGAUUGUGAAGACAUUGAUUGCAAGUUGAUGCCUCCUCCACCUCCACCCCCGGGACCAAUGAAGAAGGAUAAGGACCAGGAUGCUAUUACCGGUGUGUCUGAAAAUGGAGAAGGCAUCAUCUUGCCCUCCAUCAUUGCCCCUUCCUCUUUGGCCUCAGAGAAAGUGGACUUCAGUAGUUCCUCUGACUCAGAAUCUGAGAUGGGACCUCAGGAAGCAACACAGGCAGAAUCUGAGGAUGGAAAGCUGACCCUUCCAUUGGCUGGGAUUAUGCAGCAUGAUGCCACCAAGCUGUUGCCAAGUGUCACAGAACUUUUUCCAGAAUUUCGACCUGGAAAGGUGUUACGCUUUCUACGUCUUUUUGGACCAGGGAAGAAUGUCCCAUCUGUUUGGCGGAGUGCUCGGAGAAAGAGGAAGAAGAAGCACCGUGAGCUGAUACAGGAAGAGCAGAUCCAGGAGGUGGAAUGCUCAGUAGAAUCAGAAGUCAGCCAGAAGUCUUUGUGGAACUACGACUACGCUCCACCACCACCUCCAGAGCAGUGUCUCUCUGAUGAUGAAAUCACAAUGAUGGCUCCUGUGGAGUCCAAAUUUUCCCAGUCAACUGGAGAUAUAGAUAAAGUGACAGAUACCAAACCAAGAGUGGCUGAGUGGCGUUAUGGGCCUGCCCGACUGUGGUAUGAUAUGCUGGGUGUCCCUGAAGAUGGCAGUGGGUUUGACUAUGGCUUCAAACUGAGAAAGACAGAACAUGAACCUGUGAUAAAAUCUAGAAUGAUAGAGGAAUUUAGGAAACUUGAGGAAAACAAUGGCACUGAUCUUCUGGCUGAUGAAAACUUCCUGAUGGUGACACAGCUGCAUUGGGAGGAUGAUAUCAUCUGGGAUGGGGAGGAUGUCAAACACAAAGGGACAAAACCUCAGCGUGCAAGCCUGGCGGGCUGGCUUCCUUCUAGCAUGACUAGGAAUGCGAUGGCUUACAAUGUUCAGCAAGGUUUUGCAGCCACUCUUGAUGAUGACAAACCUUGGUACUCCAUUUUUCCCAUUGACAAUGAGGAUCUGGUGUAUGGACGCUGGGAGGACAAUAUCAUUUGGGAUGCUCAGGCCAUGCCCCGGCUGUUGGAACCUCCUGUUUUGACACUUGAUCCCAAUGAUGAGAACCUCAUUUUGGAAAUUCCUGAUGAGAAGGAAGAGGCCACCUCUAACUCCCCCUCCAAGGAGAGUAAGAAGGAAUCGUCUCUGAAGAAGAGUCGAAUUCUCUUAGGGAAAACAGGAGUCAUCAAGGAGGAACCACAGCAGAACAUGUCUCAGCCAGAAGUGAAAGAUCCAUGGAAUCUCUCCAAUGAUGAGUAUUAUUAUCCCAAGCAACAGGGUCUUCGAGGUACCUUUGGAGGGAAUAUUAUCCAGCAUUCAAUUCCUGCUGUGGAAUUACGGCAGCCCUUCUUUCCCACCCACAUGGGGCCCAUCAAACUCCGGCAGUUCCAUCGCCCACCUCUGAAAAAGUACUCAUUUGGUGCACUCUCUCAGCCAGGUCCCCACUCAGUCCAACCUUUGCUAAAGCACAUCAAAAAAAAGGCCAAGAUGAGAGAACAAGAGAGGCAAGCUUCAGGUGGUGGAGAGAUGUUUUUUAUGCGCACACCUCAGGACCUCACAGGCAAAGAUGGAGAUCUUAUUCUUGCAGAAUAUAGUGAGGAAAAUGGACCCUUAAUGAUGCAGGUUGGCAUGGCAACCAAGAUAAAGAACUAUUAUAAACGGAAACCUGGAAAAGAUCCUGGAGCACCAGAUUGUAAAUAUGGGGAAACUGUUUACUGCCAUACAUCUCCUUUCCUGGGCUCUCUCCAUCCUGGCCAAUUGCUGCAAGCAUUUGAGAACAACCUUUUUCGUGCUCCAAUUUAUCUUCAUAAGAUGCCAGAAACUGAUUUCUUGAUCAUUCGGACAAGACAGGGUUACUAUAUUCGGGAAUUAGUGGAUAUUUUUGUGGUUGGCCAGCAGUGUCCCUUGUUUGAAGUUCCUGGGCCUAACUCCAAAAGGGCCAAUACGCAUAUUCGAGACUUUCUACAGGUUUUUAUUUACCGUCUUUUCUGGAAAAGUAAAGAUCGGCCACGGAGGAUACGAAUGGAAGAUAUAAAAAAAGCCUUUCCUUCCCAUUCAGAAAGCAGCAUCCGGAAGAGGCUAAAGCUCUGCGCUGACUUCAAACGCACAGGGAUGGACUCAAACUGGUGGGUGCUUAAGUCUGAUUUUCGUUUACCAACGGAAGAAGAGAUCAGAGCUAUGGUGUCACCAGAGCAGUGCUGUGCUUAUUAUAGCAUGAUAGCUGCAGAGCAACGACUGAAGGAUGCUGGCUAUGGUGAGAAAUCCUUUUUUGCUCCAGAAGAAGAAAAUGAGGAAGAUUUCCAGAUGAAGAUUGAUGAUGAAGUUCGCACUGCUCCUUGGAACACCACAAGGGCAUUCAUUGCUGCCAUGAAGGGCAAGUGUCUGCUAGAGGUGACUGGGGUGGCAGAUCCCACAGGGUGUGGUGAAGGAUUCUCCUAUGUGAAGAUUCCAAACAAACCAACACAGCAGAAGGAUGAUAAAGAACCGCAGCCAGUGAAGAAGACAGUGACAGGAACAGAUGCAGACCUUCGUCGCCUUUCCCUGAAAAAUGCCAAGCAACUUCUACGUAAAUUUGGUGUGCCUGAGGAAGAGAUUAAAAAGUUGUCCCGCUGGGAAGUGAUUGAUGUGGUGCGCACAAUGUCAACAGAACAGGCUCGUUCUGGAGAGGGGCCCAUGAGUAAAUUUGCCCGUGGAUCAAGGUUUUCUGUGGCUGAGCAUCAAGAGCGUUACAAAGAGGAAUGUCAGCGCAUCUUUGACCUACAGAACAAGGUUCUGUCAUCAACUGAAGUCUUAUCAACUGACACAGACAGCAGCUCAGCUGAAGAUAGUGACUUUGAAGAAAUGGGAAAGAACAUUGAGAACAUGUUGCAGAACAAGAAAACCAGCUCUCAGCUGUCACGUGAACGGGAGGAACAGGAGCGGAAGGAACUACAGCGAAUGCUACUGGCAGCAGGCUCAGCAGCAUCAGGAAACAAUCACAGAGAUGAUGACACAGCUUCCGUGACUAGCCUUAACUCUUCUGCCACUGGACGCUGUCUCAAGAUUUAUCGCACGUUUCGAGAUGAAGAGGGGAAAGAGUAUGUUCGCUGUGAAACAGUCCGAAAACCAGCUGUCAUUGAUGCCUAUGUGCGCAUACGGACUACAAAAGAUGAGGAAUUCAUUCGAAAAUUUGCCCUUUUUGAUGAACAACAUCGGGAAGAGAUGCGAAAAGAACGGCGGAGGAUUCAAGAGCAACUGAGGCGGCUUAAGCGGAACCAGGAAAAGGAGAAGCUUAAGGGUCCUCCUGAGAAGAAGCCCAAGAAAAUGAAGGAGCGUCCUGACCUAAAACUGAAAUGUGGGGCAUGUGGUGCCAUUGGACACAUGAGGACUAACAAAUUCUGCCCCCUCUAUUAUCAAACAAAUGCACCACCUUCCAACCCUGUUGCCAUGACAGAAGAACAGGAGGAGGAGUUGGAAAAGACAGUCAUUCAUAAUGAUAAUGAAGAACUUAUCAAGGUUGAAGGGACCAAAAUUGUCUUGGGGAAACAGCUAAUUGAGAGUGCGGAUGAGGUUCGCAGAAAAUCUCUGGUUCUCAAGUUUCCUAAACAACAGCUUCCUCCAAAGAAGAAACGGCGAGUUGGAACCACUGUUCAUUGUGACUAUUUGAAUAGACCUCAUAAGUCCAUCCACCGGCGCCGCACAGAUCCUAUGGUGACGCUGUCAUCCAUCUUGGAGUCUAUCAUCAAUGACAUGAGAGAUCUUCCAAAUACAUACCCUUUCCACACUCCAGUCAAUGCAAAGGUUGUAAAGGACUACUACAAAAUCAUCACUCGGCCAAUGGACCUACAAACACUCCGUGAAAACGUGCGUAAACGCCUCUACCCAUCUCGGGAAGAGUUCAGAGAGCAUCUGGAGCUAAUUGUGAAAAAUAGUGCAACUUACAAUGGGCCAAAACACUCAUUGACUCAGAUCUCUCAAUCCAUGUUGGAUCUCUGUGAUGAAAAACUCAAAGAGAAAGAAGACAAAUUAGCUCGCUUAGAGAAAGCUAUCAACCCCUUGCUGGAUGAUGAUGACCAAGUGGCGUUUUCUUUCAUUCUGGACAACAUUGUCACCCAGAAAAUGAUGGCAGUUCCAGAUUCUUGGCCAUUUCAUCACCCAGUUAAUAAGAAAUUUGUUCCAGAUUAUUACAAAGUGAUUGUCAAUCCAAUGGAUUUAGAAACCAUACGUAAGAACAUCUCCAAGCACAAGUAUCAGAGUCGGGAGAGCUUUCUAGAUGAUGUAAACCUUAUUCUGGCCAACAGUGUUAAGUAUAAUGGACCUGAGAGUCAGUAUACUAAGACUGCCCAGGAGAUUGUGAACGUCUGUUACCAGACAUUGACUGAGUAUGAUGAACAUUUGACUCAACUUGAGAAGGAUAUUUGUACAGCUAAAGAAGCAGCUUUGGAGGAAGCAGAAUUAGAAAGCCUGGACCCAAUGACCCCAGGGCCCUACACGCCUCAGCCUCCUGAUUUGUAUGAUACCAACACAUCCCUCAGUAUGUCUCGAGAUGCCUCUGUAUUUCAAGAUGAGAGCAAUAUGUCUGUCUUGGAUAUUCCUACUGCCACUCCAGAAAAGCAGGUAACACAGAUGCGCCAGGGCCGAGGUAGGCUGGGCGAGGAAGACUCUGAUGUAGAUAUUGAAGGGUAUGAUGAUGAGGAGGAGGAUGGGAAACCUAAGACUCCAGCCCCAGAAGGUGAAGAUGGAGAUGGUGAUCUUGCAGAUGAAGAGGAAGGAACUGUACAACAGCCUCAAGCCAGUGUCCUGUAUGAGGAUUUGCUUAUGUCUGAAGGAGAAGAUGAUGAGGAAGAUGCUGGGAGUGAUGAAGAAGGAGACAAUCCUUUCUCUGCUAUCCAGCUGAGUGAAAGUGGAAGUGACUCUGAUGUGGGAUCUGGUGGAAUAAGACCCAAACAACCCCGCAUGCUUCAGGAGAACACAAGGAUGGACAUGGAAAAUGAAGAAAGCAUGAUGUCCUAUGAGGGAGACGGUGGGGAGGCUUCCCAUGGUUUGGAGGAUAGCAACAUCAGUUAUGGGAGCUAUGAGGAGCCUGAUCCCAAGUCGAACACCCAAGACACAAGCUUCAGCAGCAUCGGUGGGUAUGAGGUAUCAGAGGAGGAAGAAGAUGAGGAGGAGGAAGAGCAGCGCUCUGGGCCGAGCGUACUAAGCCAGGUCCACCUGUCAGAGGACGAGGAGGACAGUGAGGAUUUCCACUCCAUUGCUGGGGACAGUGACUUGGACUCUGAUGAAUGAGGCUUCCUUUGGGCCUCCUUGGUCAGCCUUCCCUGUUCUCCAGCCUAGGUGGUUCACACCUUUCCCCAAUUUGUUCAUAUUUGUACAGUAUCUGAUUCUGAAAUCAUGAAAUUAACUAACACCUUAGCCUUUUUAAAAGUAGUAAGUAAAUGAUAAUAAAUCACCUCUCCUAAUCUUCCUGGGGCAAUGUCACCCUUUGAUUUAAAAUAAAGCAACCCCCUUUCCCCUACCACUACCAAAAA